Messenger RNA from Racocetra persica, 971 nucleotides. The record is from the annotation of a GenBank genome assembly. NCBI's taxonomy places the organism in Eukaryota, Fungi, Glomeromycota, Glomeromycetes, Diversisporales, Gigasporaceae.
CCCACUUUGUGCUAUUUCUACGUGAUAUUAUGCAUCCAACACCGGAUAAAGAAUCAGAUGAUUUGAUUAAGACUUACACCGAACUAUUAAUUGAUUUCAAGCAGGAUUCCAUAAUUGCUUUAUAUGCUUCAAAAUUGCCUAGAGAAAUGUCAAUUGAAACCUAUGCGUUGUUUUUGAAAAAUAUAACGGGAAGUUAUGAUGAACGGUUUAAGUUUUAUAGUUUAGCUGAGCAACAUGGUUUAAAUGUUACAGCAAUAGCUAGAAGAACAUCCGAUUUGAUAUUAGAAGAAUAUUUGAAAAAUGAGAGAUAUACGAUUUCAUAUUCUUCCUCUCCAAGAAUUGCAUCUACCAAUGAACCAGUUGAUCCUAAGGAUAUAGUACUUAUUCGUGGACUAGAGUGGUUGACAUUCAAUAAGGAGCAAGUAGUUGAAGCUAUGGAUCGUGCUAAUGCUUUGUUUAGACGAUUCCUAGUUUGUGGGAAAUUGAAUGCAGUGAAUACUCUUCUGAGCUCAAUGGCUAACCCUAAAUCGCCUUUAGCAAGUUAUAAUCUUGAUCAAGAAGCGGAGGGUCAUGAAUUAACGGUGGUUGAAGAGUAUUCUUUUUAUCGUACCAUGUUUAAUUUUUUCACCAAGGAUGAAGAUUGGGUAAAAAUAUGGAUGGAAAAACCUCAGAGUCAAACAUCGUUCCCUCGAAAUAGCAGUGAAUGGACUUUACGCAUUAAAGAAACCACAGAUGCUUUAGAUCAGCUUUUUGAUCAAUUUCUAAAUGCUUAUAUGACCAAUUCUGAAUCUGAAGAGGAUAAAAUUAUCACAGAUGAAGAAGAGAGAAGGAUACAAGAAUUGCAACGAGUGUCUGAUAUCUAUAUUCCAGAAGUUAUUACUCGUUUGCAUCGUGUAUAUUUUAAAACACGUGGCAUUAUUCCUGGGUUAGUAAUUCGAUCACGUCGUUCUUUAUCUCCUAAUUUUAACUAA